CCGGUUGCAAACCUAAUAUUAUUUAAAAUUGUUUUCUAAAUCAAUAAUGUCUAGUAAUUUCUACUUCGAGAAAUGGAAGACGGUACUUAAACAGUUAACAUCAUUAAUACAAAUUGAUCAAGAAUAUCAGAUCUCCAAAGCGCACGACCAGCGUCGUUGCCAGGCCGCCGAGCGCCUAAACGGGAUGCUAGCAGCUUACACCAGCAUUUACAACGAAGUGCUGGAAUGCUCGCAGCAGAACUUGCAGGUCCAGAAGACGAAAGAUAUAUAUGCUGUUUUAUAUGCAGUAGUAGACCGGAUUCUUGAACUAAAAAACCAGCUGCGGAAACUAGAAGGAUGUCAGGCCCAAUUCUUAAGUAAAGGUGCGAUCCGACAUCAUUUGACUGUCAACGAUGCAGAGUUCCAUGAUAUCCCGAUCAGAGUUGACAGGAAUGAACAUGCAAAAGAGAUGAUAACGGAUGCCUUCAAUGCAGUGAAAGAGAAGAUACUUCAAAGGGAACUAGAGCUAGCAAAAGAAGAAGAAAUUGCAGAGGAAGAAUCAAUCGAUGCUUGGUGGGAAGAUGAUAAUGAUAAAAAAGAUGACGAUACAACUGGAGAUAAAUUCGUACGGUAUGAUAAAGUCGAAGAACUUUCCGAUGAACAACUUAAGACACGAGAAAUGGCGGCUUUAAUACAGGCUCAUGAAAAAACUAGACGGGUAACUCAAAUAAACUUGCAAAGGAUGCAAAAAAGGCAUUUAUGGGAAAAGGAGUUACUAGGAACUUUAGCACCCCAUGCAAGAGAUGAACUUAAAAUACGAGCUGCAAAGAUAAUACAAAAAGUUGGGAGAGUUUACAUGGAAUUAAAAAGAAAGAAAUUAAGAGAAUGUAAAACUAAUGAACUGUUAGAAAUCAAACCGUGUGGAGAAUUCAGCUACAGGGAAAUAAAAAAGGUCAAAGAGAUUAAGGAUCGACGAUUAGCAAUGUAUAAGCAAUUGGACAAAGCUUGGAAACAUCAAUGCGUGCAAAUAAAAGAAGAAUAUUAUAAGAAAAAUUAUGAGGAAAUGAAAGAACAUUACCGAGAUAGCAUCAGAGAUUGGUUUCGAGAAUGGUACGAAAAAAUCGGACUCUUCCAUAAUAUACCAAAGAUUAAUCAAGGUGGUUCUGUUGCUAUUUGGCGAGGAGACAUACCAUCACCAGAAGACUGGUAUGAGCAAUAUAAAGAGUACAUUGCUGCAAAACAGCGAAAUAAAAACAAAUCAUCACAAGAGGCGAAGUUAGAAAAAAAGGCAGCUUUAAUGGAGCAAAAAAGACUGAAGUCGGAAGAAAAUAGGAAAAAGAAACUUGAAGAACAGUUGAAAAGGAAGAUGAUGAAAAAUCCUAAUAUGCAUCCAGGAUAUAACUACCCGGAGUCCAAAAAGUUUCAUGAAUUAAUUGAGACUUUAGGCCAUUACCACGAAUUAUGGGAACAACUUGAUGAAAACGAGUCUAUGGAAGUAAAACAAGGAAAUGUUAAACAAGUUGAUGAAGAAAAUCUCAUUGCAGAAGUAAAGCUAGAGAUCGCCACUCAAGUCGAUGACGAUAUGAAGCAAGAACUAAAGAAACUUAACAAAGCUUUAAAGAAAGAUUAUGCAAAUGCACUAGAAAAAAUGCCAGAACCAAUGCCGGACAAAAAGAAAAAAGGCGGUAAAAAGAAAAAAGUUGGCAAAGAAAAAAUACCUGACGAUGUCGAUGUUGCUGAAAAGAUGGAGUAUCUGGUGGAAAAUGGUAUUCUCAAAGAGUAUUCUCCGACAAAGUUAGAAGACUUCCUUGGAGAUCACAAUAUGGUUGGUGACGGUUGUCGCUGCUUAGACAUAGAGGCGCAUCCAUCAGCUGGUGAAAUAAGAAGCCUCUGGUGGGAGCGUUGUCGGCAAGUCAGUCACGGGCUCCACAAAAUCCUGGUUGUGGGUCCCGCUGGUAAUGGUCGAUCUACGCUGGUCUACGCUUUGGCUUCAGUCAACGACGCAACACUCUUGGAAGUGGACCCUUCUACUUUCGACGUAGAUUUGGUCACCCCAGAAUACUUGCAAACCUUAGUGAAUGCGCUCGCAGUCUGUGCUCGUGUUGUACAGCCCACAGUGAUUUAUAUGAAAAAUGUGCACCUAUUGUUUUAUAAGAAGAAAAAGAAAUCUAUCGGAGGUUUUCCGAAUGCAGAAUUGAUAAAGCGAUACCUUAUCAAGAAACUCUUUAAACGAUUUAGCAAAACUGAUAAUAUCACUAUUAUUGCCAGCUGCUACGAGCCUUGGUUGACAACCGGAAAACUAUUGAAGCAGUUUCCAGAUGUACUCCUGCUUCCUGACACGACUUACCAAGUAGUCGUACAAUUAUUAAACGACUGGAUACUCGGUAACCGAUGUCUUCCCCGCAAUUUAGACGUGCACACCCUAGCACGGAUGCUUAGAGGAUAUGGCUUCAAAUUCCUGAAGACCACGCUUGAAGACUUUCUGACACCUGACCGCAUUGUGAAGAUGGCGGCUUAUGGUCUGACUGUAAAAGAAAUCUUAGACCACGUAAUUCAGACAGGAGUUGAGAAACAUGACUACGAGCAAUACUUAAAAUGGUACUCAAAGAAGACGAUCUGGGGCAAGAAGGAAGCUAAGCAGCUUGAGGAGGCGCGUGAGUUCCGAGCAGCAGUCGAGAAGUACGCAGAAGCUGAAGAAAAGAAGAAACAUAAGAAAAUACUGACAGAAACGAAUUAAAAAAGAAAU
Leguminivora glycinivorella is the source of this 2725-nucleotide messenger RNA. RefSeq names its product dynein regulatory complex protein 11-like. Bases 47 to 2716 code for a protein of 889 amino acids. Lineage: Eukaryota; Metazoa; Arthropoda; Insecta; Lepidoptera; Tortricidae. The record is from RefSeq and is a predicted model, not a curated record. Gene Ontology annotation, molecular function: ATP hydrolysis activity; ATP binding. The transcript has 18 exons.